AUGUUUGUGGGACUGGAGUUGGCUGAAGGAGAGGGACACACACACACACACACACACAGGGAGGAGAAGGUCUCAGACUGGGAAAUAGAGGAAAGGAAUGGUGGGAUGGGUUUGAAUUUCAGUCCAGGCAGGAAGGAAGGGGGAUUGUGUGGGACCUGGGUCUGCAACCCUGGAGGAACAAGAAGGUAAAAAGAAAUGUCCUCCAGAAAGUGUCCAUUUGGGACUGGUAUUGGUGAACCCCCCCUGUACAGUGUGUUAGAGGAGAGGAUUUAAAAGGUGCAUGAGUCCAAGCCAAACCAUCCACCAGGAUCUGGUUGAGGUUAAUUGGGAUCUGAGUGCCCCAGAGUCUGAAUGUGGAGGGAGAGACGUCUGUACUAACUGUGGGGGAACCAGAAAAGCACUGCGGAUACGCAGCCGAGUAGGUAAAGCUUCUACCCGGUUCCGCGCCUGGGUUUGCAGCGAUGAGGGAGUGUCCGCGUGCACUGUGCGUGGGCAACUGAUUGUCCAGCUGGGAGAGCAGGAUGGAGAAACCGUGGAAAUGUGGAGACUGUGGGAAGGGCUUCAGUUACCCCUCUCAGCUGGAUAUUCAUCGUCGCAGGCACACUGGGGAGAGGCCAUUCACGUGCACGCAGUGUGGGAAGAGGUUUGCUUAUUCGUCCAGCCUGUACUUGCACCAGAGGGUACACGCUCGCAAGAAGCCCUUUGCCAACCUUGGUGGUCCGGAGCAGUUUGCUUCGUCAAACCCGAUGGGCCGGGUUUGUCCUGAUCAGAGGCCUUUUAAAUGUGCCGACUGUGAGAAGAGCUUUAAAAGCAACCAGGAGCUGCUGAGACACCAGCGCACUCACACGGGCGUGAGACCUUACACCUGCUCCAUUUGUGGAAAAGGAUUUGCUCAGUCAUCCUACCUGCUGACGCACCAGCUUGUUCACACUGAUGAGAGACCUUUCUCAUGUUUGGACUGCGGCAAGUCUUUUAAAAGUAAAAAUGACUUGCAGUUCCAUCAACGGAUUCACACUGGGGAGAGGCCGUUCUCCUGCUCCCUGUGCGAGCGGCGAUUCCGGCGUUUAUCCCAAAUGCAGACACACCAGCGCGUUCACACUGAGAAAAGACCUUUCAACUGUUCGAACUGUGACAAGAGCUUUAAAAGCAAGCAGGACCUGUUGACACACCAGCGGGUUCACACUGGGGAGAGGCCAUUCACCUGUUCUGUGUGCGGGAAGCGGUUCACCCGAUCGUCCAAUCGUCUGAGACACCAGCGCGUCCACACGGGGGAGAAGCCAUUCACGUGCUGCGUGUGCGGGAAGGGGUUCACUGACUCCCCGCAGCUUCUGAUCCACCAGCGCAUUCACACCGGGGAGAGACCGUUCACCUGCUCUACGUGUGGGAAGGGGUUCACUCAGCCGUCCCAGCUCACCGAACAUCAGCACGUCCACACUGACCAGCGGCCCUUCAAAUGCCCCGACUGCAAGAAAAGCUUUAAGAGCAGGAAGUAUCUGCUGAUGCACCGGCAGGUCCACACCGGGGCGAGGCCGUUUACCUGCCUGGUGUGUGGGAAGAGAUUCACUCAGUCGUCCCACCUGCUGAGACACCAGCAGCUUCACACCGGGGAGAGACCGUUCGCUUGCUCUCGAUGCGGGAGGGGAUUUGCUCGGUUAUCCAACUUGCUGAGACACCAGCGAGUUCACAAGUGUGCACUGAGCGUGGAUUCUGUUGUCAGACCUGUCCAGGACUGACCAUGUCCAUUUGGACUGUCGAGCCUGCCUUUAACUGCUCCUUGGUUCAAACCUGGACAAAAAAAAACAUGAACGCCAGAGGUGAGGUGAGGGUGAAUCAGGAGACCAACUCUCCUCUGAUUAGCGGUAUCUUUAACGCAAAGGAAGAUGGCGGUGAUUGUUAAGAGGUCAGUCAUCUCAGCUCCAAGGGCCUCGCUGGCUGGUGUUCCUCAGAGUUGUGUCCAAUGCCCAACCAUCUUCAGCUGCUUCAUCAAAUUACCUUCCUUCCAUCGGGAGGUCAGAAGUGGGGGAUGUUCACCGAUAGUUGCACCAUGUCCAGCACCGUUCACCACUCCUCCGAUACUGAAGCAGGCUGUGCGCAAAUGUAACAGGAU
Molecule: messenger RNA, 2107 nt
Organism: Hemiscyllium ocellatum (epaulette shark)
Lineage: Eukaryota; Metazoa; Chordata; Chondrichthyes; Orectolobiformes; Hemiscylliidae
Product: zinc finger protein 229-like
Exons: 2
Coding region: 522-1733 (403 amino acids)
Biological process (GO): regulation of transcription by RNA polymerase II
Cellular component (GO): nucleus
Molecular function (GO): RNA polymerase II cis-regulatory region sequence-specific DNA binding; DNA-binding transcription activator activity, RNA polymerase II-specific
Source: RefSeq, a predicted model, not a curated record